CUAGUUGCCUCCUCCUUCCCUUCUCCUCCUCCUCACUCCCUCCGCAGCCUUCCAGCCCGGCUCCGUGGCCUAGUGAGCGGCUGAGGAGGGGCUUCUCUUCCCGGCUAGGCCCCGGCCGUUGCCCAGCGCAGCCGCCGGGGCCUUGCGGGAGGAGGACGAGGAGAGUAAUCAUAAUGCGGCGCCUGGUGCGAGUGGCCUUGCUCUGCCUGGGCUGCGGCCUCUGCUCGCUCCUCUACGCCUUCAGCCAGCUGGCCCUCUCGCUCGAGCAACACCGGGGCAACGGGGCUCUGCCCCUCCGGAGGCAGCUGGGCCAAGAGGAGGAGGAGAAGGCGGGCUGGCCCCAAGAUAAAGGGAAGCCGCGGAUGAUGGGGAGGACGGAGAGGUGUAAGAAUGUGUCUGUAUCUUACUGGAAUUCCUAUUGGAUGCUGCCCCCUGAUGUUUGUGGAAAGAACUGCUUUUGGGAAGCUGCUUGUAGGUACAAUAUCCUGAAAACUCACCCUUCUGAAGCAAUGCAUUUGGCGGUGGUUGCCUGUGGUGAGCGGCUGGAGGAGACUAUUACUAUGUUGAGAUCAGCCAUUAUUUUCAGCAUCAAACCCCUACAGUUUCAUAUUUUUGCAGAGGACCAAUUACAUCAUGGCUUCAGAGAAACACUUGACAGUUUGGCAUAUCAAGAAAAGUUUAACUACACUUUAUAUCCCAUCUCAUUUCCAACUGAGAAUGCAGCAGAAUGGAAGAAACUGUUCAAACCUUGUGCUUCUCAAAGGCUUUUCCUGCCGCUAAUUCUCAGUGAUGUGGAUUCUUUGCUGUAUGUUGACACAGACAUCUUGUUCUUAAGACCUGUUGAUGAUAUUUGGUCCUUCCUGAAAAAAUUUAAUUCUUCUCAAAUUGCUGCAAUGGCACCUGAACAUGAAGAACCUCGUAUUGGGUGGUAUAAUCGCUUUGCUAGACACCCGUAUUAUGGAAAAACUGGAAUAAAUUCUGGAGUAAUGUUGAUGAAUAUGACUCGCAUAAGAAGAAAAUAUUUCAAGAAUGAUAUGACGACAGUUCGGUUACGGUGGGAACAAAUUCUCAUGCCACUGCUGAAAAAGUAUAAGUUGAAUAUAACUUGGGGUGAUCAAGAUCUUCUGAACAUUAUGUUUUUUCAUAAUCCAGAAAGCCUUUUUGUUUUUCCUUGUCAAUGGAAUUAUCGGCCUGACCACUGUAUUUAUGGGAGCAAUUGCCAGCAAGCUGAAAAAGAAGGAAUAUUCAUCCUUCAUGGAAACAGAGGUGUUUACCAUGAUGAUAAGCAACCAGCUUUUCGAGCUGUGUAUGAUGCAAUAAAAAAUUAUACAUUUGGUGACGACCUGGUGCAUGGCUUGUUGCUACCUCUUGAACUGGAACUACAAAAGACCCAGCAUACAUACUGUGGAAGAAUAUAUAAAGUGUUCAUAAAUCAGCUAACGAAAAGCAUACAGGACACUGUUGACAGAAGAUCGGAAAGAAGGUGAUCAUUUCAGGCCCUCCAAAUUUCUGCCUAAAAUAGGACAUUUGAGGCAGCAUUUAUGACACCUGAAGGAUGUUCGUGAAAAGAAUAAUGGCAUAUUGCUUGAAUAAGUGGCUAUUUAUAUGCCCAGAUCUGCCUCCCAGUGUGAAGAUACUGUUCAUCUUGAAGAUUCUUUCUUUUUUUUUUGGGGGGGGGGCAGGUGUAGCGAGUGUUUGAAAUUCUGUUAGUACACAUAUUCACUACAGUGAAUAAGAGUGUUGCUGAGUUUUGUAUUCAGGUUUAUUCAGCACAAUUCACUUGUUUGUAAACCUCAAAUGGAUCGGAUAAAAAUGAAGGCUUUUAUAAUUCAGAAGUGACUGUACUUUGUCAUGCCUGAUCUAAAAUUCUGCUAAACUGUGAAUGUAGCAAUAAUGGAGUCAGCACUAACCUCACUUUAAAAGUGUGACAACAAGUUGUUUACAAAGCUCAGAAAUCCUGUUUUCAAAGGAAUGUGAUGUGACUGAUGACAAUCUGUAUGUGCCUUUUUUAUCUCUUAUUUUAAAAUAUUUUGACAAUCAUGUUUAUAUAGCUAUAAACUGCACAGGAUACAUAGGACUUCCACUCUAAGCAAAAAUAUAGUGGAAAUAAAUCUUUUUUUUUCAUUUGUAGUUCAUUGUAUAUUUCUAUAAACAGAAUAACUGCAAGGUAAGUAGCCACACAGGCAUGCUGAAAAGCUUGGAGUUGGCAUGCCAGUGGCUUCUUCUUCCUCUCUAUCCAUGCCUCACUUUGAAAUACUGAAAACUGAAUUUGGAAGUUCAAGCUGUUUGGGCACAUAGUCCCUGAAUCACAUGAGGUUGGUUAUUGGUUGAGAAUUACUAGCUCUGAAACUUUUAGGUUCGCUAAGUUUGCAUGGUUCUUUUGGGUUCUGGCCAGUAUUCUAGCAUGAUUGAACUAUAAUGCCAAAAUGUUAUGGCUAGAUUUUUUUCAUUUUCAUUUUCAUUUUUGUAUUUUAUUUUAUUUUAUUUUACUAAGGAGGAAUAUAAUCAAGAAUACCUAGAAUAUUGUUUUUAGUUAUAUUUGAAUGAGAAUUUUCUAUGACUUUACUGGCCAUUCUGGAAGGAAAACCCAUGUUGUGAAAUAUGCUGGUUUUUUAAAAAAUGAAGUAUUAUGCUAGUAUAUAGGUCUUAAUAUUUAAAACCUAGUGCAUUCUUAUUAUUUACCAAAAUCCACUAAAUCAUAGGCUAAUGCUUUAUAGAAUAUUAUGUUACUUGUCUUUAUUGGACAAUUGGUUGCUUACCAAAUAGUUUUUGCAUAUUUGGCAACAAAGCUUUAAAAUAUUUGCUAGAGUCUGAGCUGUUACAAACCUCUGAUUUCAGUGAAGCCAUAGUGGCUAUUCUAACAUGUGGUACACUGAGAUAAUAUUUGUUUAGAACAAUAUUUUGGGCUCUGAUAGUAAAUACUGCAAAAUAUUUUAUUGCAUAAAAUGCAACUUUUAUUAUAAUUAUGCAUAUAAGUAUACUGUUGUAAUGCCAGAGCAUAGAGGGCUUUACAGAUAAAUUCAGCUUGCCUAGAAGGUCUAUUUUGUAAUGUAAGAUGACAUGUCAGCACCUCUGCAGCAGUUAUUCAGAGCUGCUGAAAACUUGGGACUCAAAAAUAUGUAAUGUAUUCUUCAUUUUGUAUGCUCUAGGUGCUAUGCCAUAAAACAGGAACAAUUGAGUAAAGGAUGUAUCCAGAAUUUUGAAAGUUACUCACUCCUGCUAUUUAGUACAGGCUGAGGCUCACUCAUUCGGAAUUCCACACUCUGAAAUAUUCCAAAAUCCAAACUAUUUUCAUGGGUGUUUGAGAUAGCGACCCAUUUGCUUUCUAAUAGUUCAGGCUACACAAACUUAGGCCUGUUACAGACUGCCAAAAUAAAGCUGCUUCAGGUCUCUUUGGAGGUAUGCUAUUUAAAUGAUGCAUGGGUCCU
Messenger RNA from Sceloporus undulatus (fence lizard), 3428 nucleotides. RefSeq names its product glucoside xylosyltransferase 1 (gene GXYLT1). The record is from RefSeq and is a predicted model, not a curated record. Lineage: Eukaryota; Metazoa; Chordata; Lepidosauria; Squamata; Phrynosomatidae. Gene Ontology annotation, biological process: protein O-linked glycosylation via N-acetylgalactosamine. Gene Ontology annotation, molecular function: UDP-xylosyltransferase activity. The transcript has 8 exons. The coding region runs from base 174 to 1487 and encodes 437 amino acids.